Messenger RNA from Teleopsis dalmanni, 758 nucleotides. Its product is annotated as putative tRNA 2'-phosphotransferase. Gene Ontology annotation, biological process: tRNA splicing, via endonucleolytic cleavage and ligation. Gene Ontology annotation, molecular function: tRNA 2'-phosphotransferase activity. The transcript is spliced from 2 exons. NCBI's taxonomy places the organism in Eukaryota, Metazoa, Arthropoda, Insecta, Diptera, Diopsidae. The coding region runs from base 57 to 734 and encodes 225 amino acids. The record is from RefSeq and is a predicted model, not a curated record.
AAAUAGUAUUUUCAUCAUAUAAAAUUAUUUUAAGUGUCUAAAGUAUAAGCAAAAGUAUGGAAACUGAAACUCCUGAAACCAAGCUGCAGAGCCUAAGUAGAGCUUACCUGGAAGCCAACAUGGAGCAACUAAGUAAAAAACUUAUUUGGCUGCUUAGACAUGGCGCUGUCAAAGAAGGACUACCUAUAAAACGUGACGGCUUUCUGGCUACUUCUGCUAUUUUAGCGCAUAUUAAGUUCAAAAGAUAUAAUAUGGCUGUCUUGAAAAAGAUAGUCGAAAGCGAUCAACAACAGCGUUAUACACUUAAGUACAACAAAGGUAUACGUGCUUAUGAGAUCCGCGCUAAUCAGGGUCAUACCAUAAAAACUGUUCAGUCAGAUUUUUGUUUAAAAAAAGUGAUUGAUCCUUACUCCAUUGGUACAAUUGCUCAUGGUACUUAUUAUCGUUUUUGGCCAAAAAUCAAGGUCAAUGGCCUUGUACGUAAAUCCUGCAGCCAUAUUCAAUUUUUGGUUAUGGAUGACAGUUCGACGGAAGAGACAGAUGUUUAUGGUUUCCCUAGCAAUUAUGAGAUAUAUAUCUAUAUUGAUGUCAAGAAAGCAUUAGAAGAAGGUGGUUUGGAGUUUUAUCGAUCAGAUAAUAAUGUCAUUCUCUGUGCGGGUCAAAAUGGUUGCAUAUCUAAGCAAUACUUUUUAAAGGCUGUUGAUCGAAGAACUGAUAAAUUGCUAAAUUUUUGAUUGAAUAUUAAAUUAUUAUUUUAA